Molecule: messenger RNA, 4487 nt
Organism: Petromyzon marinus (sea lamprey)
Lineage: Eukaryota; Metazoa; Chordata; Hyperoartia; Petromyzontiformes; Petromyzontidae
Gene: ENTPD4
Product: ectonucleoside triphosphate diphosphohydrolase 4
Biological process (GO): UDP catabolic process; CTP metabolic process
Cellular component (GO): Golgi apparatus; membrane
Molecular function (GO): UDP phosphatase activity; GDP phosphatase activity; ribonucleoside triphosphate phosphatase activity
Source: RefSeq, a predicted model, not a curated record
UGCAUCAUAGUCAUCAGCCAUAGUCUAUUUACUUCUGGAUGAAGGCCUCCCCAAGCCGCUGCCACCUCUCAUGAUCCUGCGACGUAACAAUCCACCCAGUAACCCCUCUCCAUUUGAAUCGCUCCAUCUCCACCAGGGUGGCCGUUCCGUAUCUCGAACGCGAUCCGAUCCUCCACCGCCGCUCCGUCGUUCGUUUCGCCCGCCAGCCAUCGUCGUCCCUAGUGGCCGUGACGAGUGCUGCUGCCCGGGCCCCGCUCGCGUCUCCCAGCGGGUGGGGGUGGAUGAUCGUGACACUGCCCUGCUGCGUGAGUCCUCCCGUCCACACGCGGUGGCGAUGCCGUGGGGAGGCCCAGGCGGUGCGGAGUGAUGAGGCACAGGCUACACGGCGAGUGUUGCUGGGGAGCAGCUGAUUGAUGCUUAUGGCCAGGUGCUGGCUCUUCUCACGGUGCCGGCUGCCGGCCUCGUGGCACUUCAGCUGCGCCGCGUGCGCCGCCGUCGCCGCCAUUCCGCGCGCGCCCCCGGGCGCCACCGCCGCCGCCUCCUCGUGCUGCCUGGGAGCGGGGGGGGCAGGCGGGGCGCCCCCCGCACCACGCAGGCUGCUGGCGCUGCUGCUGGCGCUGGCCGCUUUGGUGCUGCUGUGCGGCCUCUACGUGCUGGGGGCGGCGCACUCGGCCGGCGCGCGGCGCCCGGAGAGUCGUGCCCUUGAGAGGUUCCUGGAGCACAUGCUGCAGGCGGAGGCCACGGACACGCUGGAUGCGGCGCUGUCGUACGGCGUGGUGGUGGACUGCGGUAGCAGCGGCACGCGUGUCUUCGUGUACGUGUGGCCGCCGCACAAUGGCAACCCGCACGACCUCCUCGACAUCCGGCAGAUGCGAGACCGCAGUCGCAACCCCGUGGUGAAGAAGAUCAAGCCCGGGAUCUCCACGCUGGCUCCUAGCCCCGAGAAGGCGAGCGACUACAUCCGGCCGCUGCUCAGCUUUGCGGCGUCGCACAUCCCCCUGGGCAAGCACAGGGAGACGCCGCUCUACAUCCUGUGCACUGCCGGCAUGAGGUUGCUGCCCGACAGUCUGCAGGAGGCAAUCCUGGAGGACCUGCGCACCGACAUCCCGCUCGAGUUUGACUUCCUCUUCUCCGACUCGCACGUCGAGGUCAUCUCGGGCAAGCAGGAGGGUGUGUACGCGUGGAUUGGCAUCAACUUUGUUCUGGAUCGCUUCAAUCACGUGGAGGAAGAGGAGGACGAGGGGGAGGAGGCGGUGGGACCCGACGGGGGGGCUCCCCACGCGGGCGGGGGGAGGAAGCGCACCGUGGGGAUCUUGGACAUGGGCGGAGCGUCCACGCAGAUCGCGUACGAGGUUCCCAAGAGCGUAAGCUUCAGCAGCAGCGCCGCACAGGAGGAGAUCGCGAAGUCGUCUCUGGCCGAGUUCAACCUGGGCUGCGACGAACACCACACGCAGCACAUCUACCGCGUGUUCGUCACCACCUUCCUGGGCUCGGGUGCCAACGCCGUGCGCCAGCGCUACGAACAGGCGCUGCUCAACGUGACCGACGCUGCCGCGGCCACGGCAGUGAACGGCGACAACGGAACCGCGCGCGCCUCCGCUGCGCGGGCGUCUCCGUCCGUGGCGCUCGUCCCUGCGGUGGGAGGCGCCCCGGCCCCCCCCCUCGUGGACGACCCCUGCCUCCCGGCGGAGGCGGCGGACACGGUGGAGCGGCGAGGCGGUGCAGAGGGGGGCACCGAGGGGGGCACCCCCCCUCGCCGACUGCUCCUGCGUGGCGCCGGAGACUUUGAUGGGUGCCGGGCGGCCGUGCGGCCCUUCUUAACCGGUGCGUUGCGGCCGCCCCUGGACCUGCCGGCCCUCGCCGGCGCCGGGGAGUUCUACGGCUUCUCAGAGUUCUACUACUGCACCGAGGACGUACUGAGGAUCGGCGGGGCCUACGACGCCCGCAGAUACGCCAAGGCCGCGGCGGAAUACUGUGCGACGCGCUGGGGCACGCUGGUGGAGCGCUUUGAGCGCAAACUCUACUCGCCGCACGCCGACACGCACCGCCUCAAGUACCAGUGCUUCAAGUCGGCGUGGGUUUAUGAGAUGCUGCACUCCGGCCUGGGCUUCCCCGAGAGCUACGCUGGGCUCCGCACCGCACAGCUCGUGUACGACAAGGAGGUGCAGUGGACGCUGGGAGCCAUCCUCUACCGCACACGCUUCUUACCACUCAGGGACAUGAAUCAGCAGCAGGGAGUGGGGGAGGGUCCGCGUGGGCCCCGCUCCCCAUGGCGCCGCUACUCCUCCUUCUUCUACAACCCCCACCUCUUCUCUGCCUGCUUCCUCGUCGUCGCUCUCGCCAUCUUGCUGUACCUCCUCCGUCUGCGUCGCAUCCACCGCCGCCUGGCGGCCAGCUCCCCUGCCUCGUCCGCCUCCUCUGCGCUACUGUGGAUGGAAGAGGGCGGUGCCCCCUGAGUAGGAGCGAGGGGGCUUCUCGGGGUGUCCAGCCCCAGGGGGUCGGGAGGUCGGAGUUGUGGCGGCAGGAAGGUGGCGGCGGUUGCGCCGAGCGCGACGCUCGCCACGACGUUAGCCGGUGUUCGGGAUCGUAGAGUAUCGUUGGAGGUCGCCGUCGUGAGGACAUCGAAGCUGGUUCGCCGACGGCCGAUUGACGUUGACCACCGUGUGCGGUGCAGGACCCAGACCACUAUUCCCACGGACGGGCCCCCCACAACCAACCCUGUCUAAUUAACUUCUCCCCUCAGAAUCUUGUAACCAGGCAUCUGGCACCCACUGCAGAGCUGGUGCAGUUGCACCGCCUGUGCACUCAUUAACAGCAACGUUGGAUGUACAUUCUAGUGGUACCGUUGGGGUAGCGAGAGAUGGCUGGAGAAAGAUCUAUAUAUAGAAAGCAAUCAUCCCAAUGCUUGGAAGUGUGCUGCUUGUAUAAUUUAUCACGGUGAUGUGUGUGUAUAUUUGCUCGCGUGAAAUGAAUGCUGCAGAUAAUUUCUGCACGUCUGAUUGUACGUACUUCCCAUUGUGUGUGUGUGUGUGCGUGCGUAGCGGGUAAUGCAUUGUGCUACUAUCCCGGCAACCCAAGUUCGCUUCCAGCUCGACGCCAACACCGGUGACAUUAUCUUAAUCCAUCUGCCUCCCCGAGGUCGACUCAGCCUCAAAUACAUAUCUGGUGCAGUGUGUAAACAGCAUUGGAAACAAAGGCGGCCAGGCAACUCAUUUCAACACCAAGACAUUCAGUGUCUCAUCAGUGCUGGUAACUCGUGCCCCUCAUGUGUUGCACAAGUCUUGAUAGGUGCACAGACACAGUUCCCCCGUAUAGCCUUAGACUGUAGGGGCAAGUGCUGUGAGCGAGUAGUACCUAUGAAGGUCGGCACAGCACAAGGGGGUGGAUGGACAAUACCACGUCUGGCCGCCUUUGUCUCCCUAGUGGUGAUGUUUACACAGCAGGGUUCGCAGUGCAGCGUGCUAACUGCUGCGCCACCGUUCCGCCCACGUGCACAGACACAAGUGGAAGCGACCAGGGUGGUGUGGGGUUGGCUCCCUGACGUUUACUGAGUGGUGAAUGAGCGUGCGAGCGUGAAUCUUGUGGAUGGAAUAAAGCGCACAUCCUCCCAACCAGCAGUGCCCUCUGGGUGGUUCACAACACCCAACAACAUUUACACCAUGAAGUGGCAGCUACUCAAACACGAUGCUAGCCGAGGCACAGCACAAACAAAUAUUCCACACCACUGAAGAACUUGGGACGCGUUGGCAAGUCUGCUUCUUAUUCACGUUCAGCGCUGGGCAAUUUUGAUUUAGCGUGUUCACUCUGGGGAAGCCUCACCGAGUCUCAUAACUUUAGGAAGAUCCUGCCAAGUUUUUGGAGUAGGGGGUGAUGCUGCUGUGUGUUACCCCAAUUGAGUGAUUUUCAGGGAGUGUCAGCAUUAGGAUGUUUGACCAAUAUCAAUUACUGUAUUUUUAAUUAAAAAUUUGGAGGAAACCCAUGCAUAACAAAAGGAGAACAUACAAUAAACUCAAAGGUGUCCGAAGUCUAAAGUCAAACCCAGGCUCUGCUUGCAGCGAGGCACGGGCAUUAACCACUGUGCUGCUGCCCAGUUAGCAGCAGCGUGCGUUUAAACAUCGACCAUGGCCCCGGUUGUUGAUGCCACCAAUUCCUUCCACCUCCAUUGCACCUCACAGGAGAUGUGCAGCAACAAACCACGACAUGCCACAAGCUGCUCUUAAGACUGCCCUAACAUUGAUGAAUGGUAUUUGAGAACUGCUAAUUUCCUCCCACAUGCAGAAAUACUUAUCCUGCUACACAUGGUGUUCCCAGGUAUCCGACCAAGUACUUGCCAGGCUGGCAGAAUCGGUCAACGACUUGGGAAGAUCCAACACGCAGGAACGGAGUGUUUUAAGGUUUAUGGUAAUGUUGCUCUGCAGCCAAUGGUUUGAAUCAGACCGCACGGGAUGAGACAAACGAGAUGAGAAAAGCAUUUCCACAGAAAAAAU